AAUGGGCAGUUACUUAACCUGCCCACAACCCUGCACUGAGUCACUCCAGGCGCAGCGAUGGGAUAAAUCUCCAGAGACCUAUUGGUGGGGAUUGUGGGGAUCAGCUUCCAGGAGGGAGCAAAGAUCAACCCCAGAUACGUCUCUAAUCUGGGCAUGGUCAAGGAAGAGCCCUCCUCAUCAUGAGACCCAGAGCCUUUUGGGGAAAACCCGGGGCCGGCAGAGGCAGUUCCUCUGUUCACCUUCACAGCACGGUGGUGCUUUGACCCAAGACUAGCCCUAGAUGUGAACUAGACAGGUCUGGGGCUAGGACAUGAGCUCCCAGGAGACCCCACAAGCUCGGAGAUUCCCCAUAGAGGCCGGAGAUUCUCCCAGCCUGGCAGCUGCUCCAGAGACCCAGGAGCCAGUUGCCACUGAGCACACUGCAGCAAGGCAGCUGAGAAGAUGCCCCGGGUGCCACUGCCUGACCCUGCCCAACGUUCCUAUUGACGUUUACAUUGCCAUGGGCGGGAACGGGAGGCCACGGACCACCUAACAGUUCCCCUGAGUUGGGCUCGAGUGCUGAGACCGCCGAGCUGGUCACCCGAAACUCCCUGACAGCUGGAGAACCGCAAAGGACGCCGCCACACAAAACAGUGACGCACAUUUUAAUAAAAGGACAUCUUAGAAUGUU
This is a messenger RNA of Mauremys reevesii (Reeves's turtle), 670 nucleotides long. RefSeq names its product family with sequence similarity 229 member A (gene FAM229A). Lineage: Eukaryota; Metazoa; Chordata; Testudines; Geoemydidae. The transcript has 4 exons. The coding region runs from base 311 to 532 and encodes 73 amino acids. The record is from RefSeq and is a predicted model, not a curated record.